CUGCAUGGAAGGGUAAGACUUCCACAUUGCAUUUGCACUAUCAACAUCCCCAACACACUUUCCACACAAGAACAAAUUAUUUUUCCAAAGUCCCUAACAUUUGGAUAAUCCGAUUCUCAAGCCUACAUAAUGGAUGGUCCAAAAGUACACACACACAAAGGAGAGCUUGCACACAUGUCCAAUUGUGUGGGUCUCUCCUUGGAAUGUAAGUCUUUAAAUAUCACACAUUUUGCCUACCUGGCUUUUGGUCAUUAUCCAAACAAACCCUUCCCCUCCAAGUAAAUUACAAAUAUGAUUUUCUGAAUCAGUGGUUUUCCUCCACGUAAAUAAUGCAUGGUCCCUGAAAAAACACAACCAUCCCUGAAUAAACACUCGUCUCCUUCCCCGAUUUCGUGCCCGUUGAACAAAGAAACUUUGAAUAUCCCUCGGCCGCGCUCCAGUUCGGUUUGAUUUCUAGGAAAUAAAUGCUCCGGGCGCAGGUGUAUUGUUCUCUACUCUUUAGUCCUCCACAAUUCAAGUUAGUGAAGGUUGGUAGCAACUCUAGCUCAUGGCUAAUCCAAUACCGUAGUGCUCAGAAGCUGCCCAAUGAGGUUUCUGUCAAGGCCUUGAAAGAUGGGGUAGGUGGGGAAACGAGCGGCUUCCGCGGGCAGAGUUAAGAUCCCGGGUCAGAAUUGAGGUUCCUUUUGAGCAAAGGCCGGUGAAUGAGUACUCGCUCUGAAGGAUGGAGUCUUGUACUCGUGGGGCGAACUGGGACCUGGGCCUUUUUUACUUCGACUUGGAGGUUUGUGGUUGGUAACCUUCACAACUCUAGGAUUGCCUAUUGCAGCUACAAGCUUCAAUCCAUCAAGGGACCCUCUAAGAUUUGCGCUAGCAGCUGGAACUGGAACUCUUUUUGUUGUGUUGUUGAUUGUCUUAAGAAUUUAUCUGGGAUGGAGCUAUAUUGGUGAUAGGUUACUAUCAGCAGUUAUACCUUACGAAAAGAGUGGCUGGUAUGACGGACAAAUGUGGGUAAAGCCACAUGAGGUCCUAGCUCGUGACAGAUUAUUGGGCUCUUACAAGGUUAAACCGGUCAUCAAAUUGCUGAAGCAGACUCUAGUGGGAACAGGAGCAUUACUUGUUACAGGAGUGCUGUUAUUUAUCUUUGCUACACCGGUGAAGGAUUUCAUUCACACCACAUUCGGCACAAAACAAAACCCAUCAAGUGUUUCCGCCUCAAAGAUCAGCUCAAAGCUCAAUAUAAGUAAAGAGGAGUUACUUAAACUACUAACAGACGUGAAGGCCAAUGAUGAUCUAGCAGCAGCAGCUACUGAGGCUGCUGAUGGAAGACCAAUCUACUGCCGAGAUAGGUUUUAUCGUGCAUUAGCAGGUGGACAGUACUACAAAUGGGAGGAUCUACUUAAGUGAUGCUUAAAAGGCAAAAGAUAAAAUCAUAUUUCAUAUGCCAUUCUAUAUUAUACAAAAUUGUAUUACAAAAAAACGUAGUGGUACAAAUGCCAAUGUUGUUUAAGGAAAAUCCAGUAGCACCUACAAAUAGAUGGGGAGGGAAGCGUAGUGUGGGACGGUGGAAUGCCUCUCAGUCACUACAGCAUUUUGUAAAACAGAUUUUGUGCAAGUCUUUGAACAAAUGCUGAUAACUAUGCUUGUAAUUUGUAACAUAUAACAGCAGAAUCUAAAGGUAUUAUUUCAUUUUUCUAG
Messenger RNA from Malus domestica (apple), 1695 nucleotides. The record is from RefSeq and is a predicted model, not a curated record. Lineage: Eukaryota; Viridiplantae; Streptophyta; Magnoliopsida; Rosales; Rosaceae.